UGUGUGUUUGUGUAUGUGUGUUUGCAGUCUAUAAAAGUGUGUGUGCGACAAGGUUGCCUCUCUGUGGAGAAGCUUUGCUGCAGGAAGGGAGACGGAGGAGGUUCCUUGCUAUUGUUUAAAACCUGAUGACAUCAUGUCCAGAAACCUUCUGAGAAACCCCUGCGGUGAAGAGGACCUGGCAUUCUGGGAGCUGAUGGAAAAUGGAGGGAAUGGGUGGACAGUGGAGGACAUGCCGGGGGACUGUGGUCAUGACUUCUAUAAUGAGGAAGUGAAGAAAUAUUUUGCGACCUCUUUUGAAUGGUGUUCAAAGAAGCAGGUGAUUCAUCUGUUGGAGGAAGAUUACUCCACAGAUGAACUGGACGCUCAGCCAGAGGUCACGGUGGAAGACUGGUACUGCAGCAGAACAGACUGUGGCUGUGAGUACCAGUUGGCCGUGUAUUUGCUAAAUGACAACCACGAGGUCAUACAGGAGUUCAAACCAGAGCUGGUGGUUCUUGACCCUGAGAAGGACGACUGCUCCUGGCAACAGAUGAAAUAUACAUUCUCUGAAUAUGGCCCUGGAAUGCGCUUCAUCUCCUUUGAACAUGGAGGUAAAGACAUCAAGUACUGGGAUGGUUGGUUUGGAGUUCGGGUGACUGGGAGCUCUGUUACCAUCAACCUGUGAACUGAUAUAAUCUGGAAAUAGAGAAAAGAAAGAAUAGCGAGUGGAAAGGAAAAGAAGAUUUGCCUUAAAACUCAAUACAACUUAAUACUCUUGACUUCCUGCUUUUUUGUUCAGACCUGCAAAAGUCAACCAUAGCAUCUCAAACUGGAAGCUGUAGUUGACAUCAUGAGAUCUGAUCUGUUGGUUAAUGCCUCCACACUGUUAUACAUCCCCCAAUACAACUGUGAUGACAACAGAAAAGCAGUUUAUCAUUUAAUAAAGAAGUACAUUUGACAAUGAACAGCAAAAUAAAUACAGAA
Molecule: messenger RNA, 963 nt
Organism: Oryzias latipes (Japanese medaka)
Lineage: Eukaryota; Metazoa; Chordata; Actinopteri; Beloniformes; Adrianichthyidae
Gene: fbxo2
Product: F-box protein 2
Biological process (GO): glycoprotein catabolic process; SCF-dependent proteasomal ubiquitin-dependent protein catabolic process; ERAD pathway
Cellular component (GO): SCF ubiquitin ligase complex; cytoplasm
Molecular function (GO): ubiquitin protein ligase activity
Source: RefSeq, a predicted model, not a curated record